This is a messenger RNA of Rubroshorea leprosula, 976 nucleotides long. The record is from the annotation of a GenBank genome assembly. Lineage: Eukaryota; Viridiplantae; Streptophyta; Magnoliopsida; Malvales; Dipterocarpaceae.
GUCCAUGUUGCCGUCACUGUUGACCGUUAAGUCCCAAACGGUCAGCAGUUAAACCCAUCUCUCUUUGUUUUUUUUUUUCCACAUAUGCUGCCUCACUCAGCCAGCACAGCAGCCAUGCUGGUCAGGAUCAACCCCAUUUUAUUUUUUAAGCUAGGCUCUAAUUUUGAUUAGUUUGAAACCGUCCGUUGAACACGGAACACAAACUGGUGGCUACUGAGCCACUGAGUCAACUCAAAAUUCCACUGCAUAAACUCAGAAUUCGGGGUUUUUAGUUUAGACAUCUUUGAGUUGGUUCCGAGACAACUCGGGUAGAGCCAAGUCAAUAGCUGGUCACGGCCUUGCCGUUAUGAUGCGGACCAAGAGGGUGUUUGGGGCUAGAAAGGCUGUGCAUGGACCCCGGGUUUCCCGUUCAGGGCGACGUCUGUGGCCGGAAUCUGGUGACAAGUGUUCCCGGUUUAAGAAGAGCGCAGAUGAGGCGGUGAAUAAAGAUCCUGAAAAAUUGCAGGAGGAUGGGGCGUCUUGUACCGAUAGGAGGUAUGGGCUUGUGUAUACUCGAAAAAGAAACAAAAUUGGAACUGGGGUUGCUGAUUUUUUGGAUAAAAAAUAUGGCUUACAGAAGAAGAGGAGUUCACUGACGAGGAUGAAAGCUAGAAAUCCUUCACUCGGUGGUGUACACAAAGCUAGAGGACCUAGCUUUGGCCGCUAUUUGCCUGCUCCCAUAGUUAAGGUCAUCCCAGUUCCUGGAGUUCGACAAGUGCAAGCCUUUGAGGAUGUAGACGGUUUGCCCUUUCAGAGACCAUAUUCAUAUAUCUGCAUAAAAGCAGAUCCUUUAUAAAAGUUGAUUUCAUCAUUUUUUGGUUAACCUUAAAAAAUCAUAGCACCAGGGCACUUCAAAAUUUAGCAUGUAUUUGACAAUUGUUUGGGAAAGCAAGCAAAGGAGAUAGAACAAAAAUAAAAAUAAAAACUAAUUUCUUCA